Molecule: messenger RNA, 4023 nt
Organism: Rotaria socialis
Lineage: Eukaryota; Metazoa; Rotifera; Eurotatoria; Philodinida; Philodinidae
Source: the annotation of a GenBank genome assembly
AUGGCUCAAACGAAAAAAUCUGUUAGUGAAUUUAUCCAAGAUGCAUUUUGCCCAAUGGUUUCUGUUCUAUGCAGUUAUGAUGCUGAAACAAUUUGUCGAAAAAACAAUUUAACAUUUGCUGAAUUAAUUCAACCAUUUUGUCGUCUUCCAUCUGAAGUUGGUUACCGUGAUCCAUCGAAUAAUUUGAUUGUAUUAAAAAAUUUACGUCUUGAAAUAAAAGAUUUUAAUUCUUUACCUCCGCAAAAUACUUUAGCAAAAAAAAUACUAAAUGAUUCUGUAUCAAAUGCAUUAAACAAUGUAACAACGAAUAAUGAACGUGAAAUUCAUUCAGAACAAUAUCAAUUACAUAUAAAAAAUACAACACCUUGGUUUGAUGCUUGGCGAGAUUGUUUUUUACGUAUAUCAUACGGGGGAGAUCAUGAAUAUCUUAAAAAUUAUCUUGCAUGUGUUAUGGUUGUAUCAACAUCGCAUCUCGAUCCCAUGGAUGCAUUUUCUAAACUUGUUCAACAACAAAGUCUUCAACAGCAACAAUCACCAGCAAAAUUACCAAAAUGGUUUAUGCCGAAUAUAUAUAAAUAUUUUAUUUUAUUGCAUGAUGUUACUGAAGGCGAAGAAUCCAAAGCUGUAUCCGUUUUUGGUGAUCUUAAACAACAAUAUGGUGCUGGUAAUUGUCAUCUCUUACAAAUCAAUUCUAAGCGUGCUGGUCAAACAAGUAGUGAUAUCAAUGAAGCGAUGAAUAUGCCAGAUCCAUGGCGUCUCUAUGUUAAACAAUCUUCAUCAUCGAAUCAAAAACAAUCACAAACAUUAUCAAACAAAGAUAGUUCACUCAGUGAUUCAUUAUCAAAUUUAACCGACCUUAUUGAUCAAGAAUUGAAUCUGACUACAUCCAUCAGUCACCCAUUAGGCUCAUUUAAUACCUCAAUUAGUGACCUACCAGCAACAAUAGAUGAAGGAUAUGAUGGUUCAUCGACAGGAAAUAUAUCUACAGUUAUUCAUGGUGCUUGUUUAACAUUAAGUGAUCAUGAUAGAAUUCAUGUCUUUAUGCAUGAGUUUGUUACAAAAGGUCUUCUGCCAUGGGUAGAAACAAAUUUAAAAACAUUUAAUGAACAAAUAACUUCACGACGUGGUAUAAAAAAAAUUUUUUCCAUGCCAAAAAAUUUUUUCGGCGGCGGUAGUACAUCUGCUUCUAAAAAUCAACCAUCAACAACUUCGACAAAUUUAAGCAAUGAUUCGAUGGAAGUUGUUUUUCGUCGUGCAGCCGAUUUAGCAUUUCUUUUUCAACACUACGAAUUAGCUUAUACAAAUUACCAUGCAGCUAAACGAGAUCUCUCACGUGAUCAAGCACCAACAUUUUAUGCUGGCGUUUUAGAAAUGUGUUGUAUAACAAAUUUUAUGCAAGAAUCAGCAACUAGUAGAACUUAUCCAGCACAAUAUAUGGACGAUGCUAUUGAACUCUAUACAGUUACAUGCAGAUUACCGAUAUUUGCUACACGUUGUGCACUUGUAUCAACUGAGAUAUUGAAAGCUAGAGAAUCCUACGAUGCAGCUGUACAACAAUUUCUCAAACUUUCCCAAGAAGAUUCCGAUUUACGUGGUGCUCUUUUUCUUGAACAAGCAGCACAUUGCUUUCUUAAUUAUCGACCGUCUUAUAUAAGAAAAUAUGCAUUUUAUAUGGUCAUUGCUGGACAUCGAUUUCUCAAAGCUGGACAGCGUUUACAUGCUCUUCGUUGUUAUAAUGAUGUUCUCGAAAUAUAUGGCAAACCAAAUUGGUCAUUAGCUUUUGAUCAUAUCAAUUUUACAUUGGGCAAACAAAGUGCUUCAUUAAAUCAAGCAAAUGAUGCUAUACGAAGUUUUAAUGCAUUAUUUGCACCAAAUAAUCGUAUACAAAAUGCUCAACAACAAAUUAAUUUCUUUAAAGAAUACUUAACUGUAUUCAAUCAAAUCACAAAUUCUGAAACCAUUCUACCUGAACUACCCGUUCCACUAGUAGAAAAUACAACAAUUAAAGUUCUUCUUGCUGGUCAUCAUAAACCACAAAUGGGUGGUCAUGUGUCGAAUUGUAAUGAUUUUGAUUUUGAUGAAACCCGAGAAGUAUGGUCAGAUCUUGAACGAACAAUAACUGCGCAUGACCGUCGAGCUAGUGGUACUCGUACACAACUAAAUUUAUUUACAAAUCGUACACAUAAUCAACAACAUCCUAUAGCUGUUGCUAAUGAAACUAUACGCAUUGAAUUGUACGUAAGAAAUACACUUCAAGUUCCAUUGUUAUUAAGUGAAGUACAAAUCUUAUGGAAAUUUUCAUCUAAUGGUUGGAAAAGAAAAACCAGUGUAUCAGCAGAAAGUCCUGAAGAAUGGAAAGAAUAUACUAAUGAUACAGCGACAAAACAAACGGAUCAACCUGUUGAAUGUGAUAUUCUCAGUGAUUGUGUUAUUUUUCCAAAUGAUACUUCUAAAAUCGAAUUAUCAUUACGAACACAUCGCCCUGGUAAUUUGACAAUAUUGGGCAUAUGUUAUCGUCUUAAUAUUCUUGUACAAAAUAUAAGCGAUCAAACAACGUGGCCAUAUGGAAUAAUGGGCAAAACAUUAUUUCAUGUUAAAGGUGUUCGACUUAAUUCAAAUCGCCGCGAGCGCCUCAACACAAUCUAUGCUGUAGAUAACCGAUUAGAAAUUCAAGUUGUACCCGAAGCACCACUUCUUCAUAUUGAAUUUUCUCCUAUGCCUGCUGCCAUGUUCUGCGGUGAAGUUCAAUCUUGUUUAGUGCAUUUAAUAAAUACAAAUACAAUGCAUUCGAUAACUCGUGUUCGAUUAAUCACAAGUCAACCAAAUCUAAUAACUGUAUCAUCAUUGGAUGACACUUCUUUAUUAACAUACACCAAUGAAUCCCAAUCUCUAUGGAAUCAUACAUUACAUCAGCAUUCAUCAGUUUUAACUCUUGUUAAUCAUCACCAUCCAUUAUUAGCAAAUUCAACACGAACAAUACGUUUAUGGUUGCAUGCAUCAAAUCUGGCUGGUGAAAUGAACAUUGAUUUCUUAUUUCUUUACGAAUCGGAUGUAUUUCAACAGCCAUUAAGACAUCGAACAGUAAAACAUUCAUCAUUAUUUAUAAUCACUCAUUCUAUUGGUUUUCAUACUCAAUCCGAAUCAACUGGACUCGGCGAACUUACUUUACCCGUUCAAAUAGAUAAUCAAAUGACUACACCAAAUUCAUUGACUGUUAAUGUUCAACAACUUUCAUGUAUUAGUAAACAUUGGAAUAUAAAAAAUCUUUCUCCUAAAACUCCAAACGGUAUUCGUUAUGGUGAAAAUUUAUCUCUUCUAUUCAAAUGUACACACCUCGAAAAUGACAAUGAUUCAUUACAAAUGAAACAUAUUUAUUUAGGAAAUGAUGAAAAAAAAACGGAUCAAUAUGUUGACAUAAGUAAAAAUCCUAUGGGUGAUUUAUUUCGUCAUUUUAUAUCAAAUCUUGAUUACACGCAUUCAGCACAUCGGCAUAAAAUCAUAGCUCCCGUACCUAUACCUUCUAUAUCUCUUGUACUUCUUUGGCAAAUAGCUAUCGCAAAUCAAUUAGGACAAUAUGAAAUUCGUCAUGGUUUACAUAUGAUUUCACCCAAGAUUGACAUUCCUCAAACAGAACCAGAAACAAAUGAUACAAUACAAUAUGAAUUAAUUUAUUCAUCGGUUGUUGAACAUAAAUUUACAAAAGUUUUAAAUUUGCCUGUUGAAUUAAAAUUAUUUAAUCGGGCUAAUAAAAAAUUUCGAUUACAAUUACAAUUAACAAGAGCAUCAUUAGAUAGCGAUCCAGUUCUAUCAUCAUGCUGUUUAUGGUCUGGAAUGACAGAACAAUUUAUUAAUUUAUCAGCAUAUGAGCAUUUAUCAUUAAAUUUACGGGCAUGCUUUUUUAAACCAGGAUUUUAUUCAUUGGGAAAUAUAUCGUUAGCAAUAGUUGAUAAAAUUAAUUCUACGACUGUACCGAUCAAAUCGAAUAUACAUAAUUAUUUUGUUGAUAUUCGAACAUUAGUAUAA